AUGGUAAAAGGAAUCCAAAUGCGGAUGAUGACGAUGAAGUGGUCUGGGUAUGAACGAUGCCUGAUGUCCACUGUUUCGGAAAUUACGAGCAAAUUCUUCACUAACAGCAACCACAAAGAACAUUGGUCGAUUCGACUCUCUAACUCACAGAUUUACUUACUAUAUGGCCAGUCCACGCAUACUUCCAACAUGCGAAACCUGAUUGGCUCAAUGAAAAUCAUUCACUAA
Molecule: messenger RNA, 228 nt
Organism: Necator americanus (New World hookworm)
Lineage: Eukaryota; Metazoa; Nematoda; Chromadorea; Rhabditida; Ancylostomatidae
Exons: 2
Coding region: 1-228 (75 amino acids)
Source: RefSeq, a predicted model, not a curated record